This is a messenger RNA of Micromonas pusilla CCMP1545, 2016 nucleotides long. RefSeq lists its product as uncharacterized. The record is from RefSeq and is a predicted model, not a curated record. The transcript has a single exon. Gene Ontology annotation, biological process: endonucleolytic cleavage to generate mature 5'-end of SSU-rRNA from (SSU-rRNA, 5.8S rRNA, LSU-rRNA); endonucleolytic cleavage in ITS1 to separate SSU-rRNA from 5.8S rRNA and LSU-rRNA from tricistronic rRNA transcript (SSU-rRNA, 5.8S rRNA, LSU-rRNA); ribosomal small subunit export from nucleus. NCBI's taxonomy places the organism in Eukaryota, Viridiplantae, Chlorophyta, Mamiellophyceae, Mamiellales, Mamiellaceae. Gene Ontology annotation, molecular function: RNA binding. Bases 1 to 2016 code for a protein of 671 amino acids. Gene Ontology annotation, cellular component: nucleolus; 90S preribosome; preribosome, small subunit precursor.
AUGUCGCGCGACGGCGGCGACGCCGACGGCGGCGCGGGCACGUCGUCGUUCAACAAGCACGACGGCGGCGGCGUCUCCGUCCUCGGAUGCGACGGGAAGCGAUACACCGUGGACGAGUCCACCGCGAGCUACUUCCACGAGAUCGAAGCCCUCGUCGCGGUGGACCCGGACACCCCGGAGGCGGUCGAGGAGCGGACGAUCCUCGCCGGCAACGCGCUCGAGGAAGCGCGCGGGCACGAGAUGGCGCUGUCGAUGGACGCGCGCUGCUCCCGCGUCGUGGAGAAGCUCCUCGACGCGUGCGUCGACGACGAUCUCGCGACGUACGUGCGCGGCGUGACGGCGGCGCCGACGGACUUCUUCACGCUGUGCAAGUCGCUGUUCGGCAGCCGCGUCGCGGAGCGCGCGCUGGGAUGCGUCGCGGCGCGCGUCGGGAAAGAUCCGACGGCGGAGACGCUCGAGACGUUUGCCCCCGCGUUGGCCGCGAUCGGCGAGUCGCUCUCGAGCGCGGCUGUCGACGCGGCGUACGACCCGCGCGUCUCGCCGGUCGCGCGGAAGUUUUUGAGCGUCGUGUCGGGGAGGGAGUGCGCGCCGAGCGCCAAGGCGGGGUCGCUGGCUGGAAAGUUGAAGGGCGGCACGAGCGCCGCGGGCGCGUUCGCGGACAGCGGCGACGCGCCGCCGGAGAGGCACAGGUUCGAGGCGUUGCUGCGAGAGUACAGCGACACGACGCUCGCGGCGCUGGAGAGCGAGCUGUGGGGGCUAACGGAGGACGCGUGCGGGAGCGCGUUUUUGCAGGCGAUGUUGACGGCGCACCGCGGCGACGCCGCGGCGUUGAAUUGGAUCAUUCCCGGGUUCCUCGGAUGCGCGCCCGCGGAGGGGACGAAGGAGGGCGAGCUCCUCGCGGACGCGAAGGAGAGCGACGUGAAGCAGCUGUGCGAGUCGAGAUCCGGGUCGCACCUGUUCGAGGCGAUCCUGCGAGCCGCGCCGCGAGGGCUGACGCACGAGAUCUUCCGCAGGUUUUUCCGAGGGAAACUUCGAGGCAUCGCGUCGCACCCGACGGCGAACUUCGUCCUCCAGGCGCUCUUCGGCGCGACGCGCGAGCAGGACCACGUCACCGCCGCGCUCAUGGAGCUCGGCCCGGACUUUGGCUCGCUGAUGCGCGAGCGGCGCGCGGGCGUCGUCGCGUCCUUACUCGCCGCGUGCGCGAGACUUCGAACGGGGGAACGCGACGCCGCGAAGAACCUCGCCAGAGGGCUCACCGCGAAGACCGCGUCGGCGCGCGUCGGCGGGCGCUCGCAGCUCGCGCCCUCGCUCCUAUGGCUCGACCAGCACUCCGGCGCGGCGGGAGGACGGUGCUCCGUCCUCGGCGCCGCGAUGCUGCAGACGAUCAUGAAAUUCCCCCCGGAGACGACGCCGCAGUUUAUCGAAUCGAUCGCGACGCUGCCGCCGAACGAAGCCCUCGGCGCGGCGUGCGACCCCGGAGGCAGCCGCGCGCUCGAGGCGUUCCUCGGCUCGACCGCGCACAAGCCGAAGCUCAAGAAGGAGCUCGUGGACGCGCUCGCGCACGACUGGAUCAAGCUCGCGUCGAGCGCGUGCGGCUCGCACGUGCUCCAAGCCGCGUACGGGUGCGCGGAUCAGCGGACGAGAGAGACGAUCGUUCGGCGGAUGUCGCAGGGGGAGAAACAGAUCGCGGGGACGCGGCACGGGCCGUAUUUGUUGCGGAGGUUGGGCGUCGCGGACUUUAAGGGGGAUCCAGAGCAGUGGAGGAACCGCGCGAAGGUGGCGGAGGACGUCAAGGCGGAUUUCGCGAAGACGUUUGGCGGGGACGAAGACGCGGAGGAGGAGGAGGAGAACGCAGGGAAGGGGAAGAGGAAAGCGGAGGAGAGCGACGGCGGCGGCGGCGGCGGCGAGGACGACGACGACGACGAGAGAGUCGCGAAGAAGGCGAAGAAGGAGAAGAAAGAGAAGAAGGAGAAGAAGGCGAAGAAGGCGAAGAAGGCGAAGAAAGAGAAGCGAUAG